Molecule: messenger RNA, 900 nt
Organism: Schizosaccharomyces osmophilus
Lineage: Eukaryota; Fungi; Ascomycota; Schizosaccharomycetes; Schizosaccharomycetales; Schizosaccharomycetaceae
Gene: ypf1
Product: intramembrane aspartyl protease of the perinuclear ER membrane Ypf1
Exons: 1
Coding region: 1-900 (299 amino acids)
Biological process (GO): membrane protein proteolysis
Cellular component (GO): lumenal side of endoplasmic reticulum membrane; cytoplasmic side of endoplasmic reticulum membrane; membrane
Molecular function (GO): aspartic endopeptidase activity, intramembrane cleaving
Source: RefSeq, a predicted model, not a curated record
AUGGAAGGUAUUAUAUUAGCCUCAGCGGCAAUCGCGACUGUUUACAUUGGCUCAGAAUGGUCAACACGCGAAACAAAUCCAGAAGAAAAGCACACGAUAAAUAAGAAGCUUGCAGCAUUGUUCCCUGUGUUUGGCGGACUUACCCUUGUGGGUAUGUAUCUGAUUCUUCGUUAUUAUGGAAAAGAAUAUAUCCAGCUUAUUUUGCAGGGCUAUGGCAGUUUUGCAGCAGCCAUGUGCUUUUUGCGGACCCUGAAUCCCAAGUCUACGCUCGGAAAAUCGUUUAGUGUACUGUUGACAGCUGCAAUUACUUUCCACUAUGUAAAAACAAAGCACUGGUUCACUUCCAACUUGCUUGCAUGGACUCUGGCAGCCAAUUCUAUUAGUAUGAUGCGGAUUGACUCUUUUGCUACUGGAGCCGUUCUUCUAGCUUGUCUGUUUGUAUACGACAUUUACUUCGUUUUCGGAACCGAUGUCAUGGUCACUGUAGCAACUGGAAUCGACAUUCCAGCGAAAUAUGUGAUUCCCAAUUUCACAAAGCCUGGCCGAUUCUCUAUGCUUGGCUUGGGUGAUAUCGUUAUGCCCGGUCUUAUGGUCAGUUUGAUGCAACGUUUCGACGUUCACAAUGCGCAAACACACAAGGAUAAGAAUACCACUACCCCCUACUUAAAAUGGACCCUUUUUGCUUACACUUUAGGACUUGCUAUCACCAACGUCGCCUUAUACUAUUUCCGUGCUGCUCAACCAGCACUCCUCUACCUUAGCCCUGCCUCUAUCCUAGCACCUCUGUUGACUGCUUGGUACCGCAAAGAGCUAACUUCUUUAUUUGCCUUUCGCAGUGAAGAGCAGACAGAAUCCGAUAAAAAAAAAGAUGAGUCUACUCUAGAAAACAAGGAAAAUUAA